CAUUGUUUGGCACGGGCCAAGAAGGCGUGAUUCCAAAACGGGCAGAAUCCCUCCACUGCACAGUCAAGACCACUCCGGCCAUGGCCUCGAUUUCGUCAAUGGAGACGGUCACUCCUCACCCACCGUUGUCGUCGCCUCCCUCGCCGACAGAAGAGGAAGAUCUCACUCGUCUGCGUCCUUGGGAUGAGUCUUCUCGUACAGACAAACGACGAAAAGGCAAAGAGCGAGCAGUGGAUGAUAUCGAGUACUCUGACGUCGUGGAAGACUCUGCAAGCUCAGAUACAGAUCAGCCAAUAGCAUCUGGCUCAUCUUACCCGCCGAUGCACGAGGACGAAUCCGACACAAAGCGUGUCGAAGAGACCCUGCGGCGCUGGGAGGUUGCUGAGCGACAGCGACGGAAGGCUGCACGAGAGGCAACGACGCGCGAGGCUCCAAGUAACCAAGCACCUUCGUCAUUGGUCGAUGGCGUCAGUCGACGUGCCAGUUUGUUGUGGACAGCGACCAAGUCAAGCUCCAAAUACCCUCCUCAUCACCAUUCUGUACUCAAAUCCCAAGAUUCCAUUGAUUCCGUACCGCUAGAAACUCUUUCUCCCGUUCCAGAUUCUUCUCCGUCCAACAGCCGUACUCCAUCCACAGAAAAUCCUUUUGAAACCCCUGCAGAAGCAGUGUCACCAUUUGCAGACUCGCACCAGAUGCAAGAGCUUUCGGACGUUGACCCACAAACCGCUAAAUUGUCUGAUAGACGUCAUCCACCGCCAAGGCCCCUCGAUCUGCCUCCUCCACGUUCCCCGCCGCCCGUUGGCGAACCCCCGCAUGCAACGAGGUCACCUCAAAUAAACUUGACUCCCAGCGAACGCGAGGACAUCGCUCAGCAAGAAGCACCCCCAGACGGACGGUGGUGGCAUGAGUGGUUGUGCGGUUGCGGCGAGGAUAGAGGAAGUUCCACGAUCCAGGGUGGAAGGACGAAUCCGUUUGAGUAAAUCACAGUUUCUCAUAGCUCUUUAUAUUCUUUCGUCGUGUGGGACUUAUGAUUCACGUUCUUGACAUACUGUAUCAAACCGGACAGCAUAAUUUCAUCACUUG
Messenger RNA from Desarmillaria tabescens, 1083 nucleotides. RefSeq lists its product as uncharacterized. The record is from RefSeq and is a predicted model, not a curated record. The coding region runs from base 81 to 980 and encodes 299 amino acids. The transcript has 3 exons. NCBI's taxonomy places the organism in Eukaryota, Fungi, Basidiomycota, Agaricomycetes, Agaricales, Physalacriaceae.